Molecule: messenger RNA, 1861 nt
Organism: Didymella exigua CBS 183.55
Lineage: Eukaryota; Fungi; Ascomycota; Dothideomycetes; Pleosporales; Didymellaceae
Exons: 3
Coding region: 62-1618 (518 amino acids)
Biological process (GO): maturation of LSU-rRNA from tricistronic rRNA transcript (SSU-rRNA, 5.8S rRNA, LSU-rRNA)
Cellular component (GO): nucleolus
Molecular function (GO): RNA binding
Source: RefSeq, a predicted model, not a curated record
CUUUCACAAGACUCGCUCGAAGUCCCUCCCCACAACACACCAAAGCCGUCACCCAUACACAAUGGCCGCUGCAGACGUCGCGAGCAAGAAGCGCAAGGGCGCAACCGACGCCGCGCCAAAGGCGAAGAAGCCCAGAAAGUCGGACGACAUUGCUGUCGCCGCAAAGCUCGCCAAAUCCCCCAAGGCCGCUAAAGCUGCGUCCAAGCCUGCCGCUGAGAAGCCCACACGGAAGUCUGCGCGCAAGACUGCUGAGGACUUUUUCUCCGACGAGGAGGCGCCCGCCGCGCCUGCUGCGAAGCCCACGAAGGCUGCUAAGGGCAAGAAGAAGGCCGAGCCUGUCCCCGUGACCAACGGCGACGAAGACGAGAGCAUGCUCGACUUCGACGUUAUCGAGGCGAAGAAGGAGACCCCCAAGAAGGUGGCACCGAAGGCCAAGGCGAAGAAGGGCAAGAAGGAGACCGCCGCCGCAGAGCCCGAGGUCGUUGAAGAGCCUGUUGUUGAGGCGCCCAAAGCUAAGGCAGCGAAGGCGAAGAAGGGCAAGAAGGAGACCGCCGCAGAGCCCGAGGUCGUUGAAGAGCCUGUUGUUGAGGCGCCCAAAGCUAAGGCGAAGAAGGGCAAGAAGGCGCAGGAAGAGCCCGUGGAGGAAGUUGAGGUCGACGCAGUUGUCACUGAGGAUGGCGACGCCGAGGAUGCCGCAAACGACGACGACCAGACCGCCGCUCUCCUCGCCGGCUUUAGCAGCGACGACAGCGAUCCAGAGGACGACGAGGAUUUCCCCGAGGACAGUGCCGUUGUGCCCAAGCUCACAAAGUCACAAAAGAAGGCCAUUGCUAGGGCGAAAGACACACCUAAGGCUACCGAGCCAGGCGUCAUCUACGUUGGCCGUGUCCCCCGUGGAUUCUUCGAGCCCCAGAUGAAAAAGUACUUCAACCAGUUCGGCCGUGUGCUCAACCUGCGCCUCUCGCGCAACAAGAAAACCGGCGCCUCAAAGCACUACGCCUUCGUCGAAUUCGCCUCCGCAGAAGUUGCCGACAUUGUUGCCCGCACAAUGAACAACUACCUCAUGUUCGGCCACAUUCUGAAGUGCUCGCUCAUCCCCAAAGAGCAGCUCCACGAGAAUCUUUUCAAGGGCGCAGGAACUCGUUUCAAGGUCGACCCGCGAAACAAGAAGGCCGGGUUGGCUAUGGAGCGCGGUGCCGAGAGGCAGGUGUGGGAAAAGAGGGUGGAAAAGGAGAACAAGAGGAGGACGGGAAGGAAUAAGGAUCUCAAGGAGACCUUUGGCUACGAGUUCGAGGCUCCCAAGCUGAGUGCCGUUGCUGCUAUCAAGGCGGGGAAGAAAGUCGAGGUCGAGGCCAGUGAGCCCCAGCAGCUCCUCACCGAGGCGUCUGCGGAGACGGAGGCAGAGCCCAAGGGUAAGAAGGGCAAGAAGGCCACCAAGGUUGCUGAACCGGAGCCUGUCGUCGAGGAGAAGGCCGAGGAGAAGGUCGAAGCCGCAUCCAAGAAGACAACAAAGAAGCGCAAGUCCACCGACGCCGCCGAAGUUCUCGCUGCCGUUGAGGAGCCCAAGAAGGCUGCCGCUGCACCCAAGGCGAAGAAGGCGAAGAAGGCUAAGGUUUAGAAGGUCCUGGCUUAGAAGCCCGCUGCUGUUGCAUUCACGGGGAAGAAGAGGAAGAAGGCCAAGGCUUAGGCGCCCGACGUGCCUCUGUCUAUGGAGCGAAAGAAGACGGAGAGAGUCAUGGAAUGGCUGAGACAUGUGACACCAUUAGUCUGAGUUUAGAGGGGAAGAGGAUUCUGUUGUUAUAUGCAAUCUGCGUAUUUAGAAGAUAACAUAGGGAAAAGCGAAUGCAUCUUAAGAUUCCAC